UUCCCCCUAGUAGAAGCCGGUGGAAAUAUCGCGAUCUGUGAUUGGAUGACCCAAGCGAGGCUUUCUUCUCGCGUAGGAGGCUGGACGCAAUGCGUAACAGUAGGGCGUAAGAUGGCGGCGUUGUUGGGUAGAGUGAUGUGGGGGACUCCUGCUGCUUGGCAGAGUUUUGCAAGGAACAAAAUGGAGCCAGUCACUUGGAGAAUGUGGAUUAGGCAGAGAUUUACUAGGUCAAGAAUUCCCGAAUCGGUAUUUCAGCCACGACCUGGUGAUCAUGAAAAAUAUGGAGGUGAUCCACAGCAACCUCAUAAAUUGCACCUUGUCACCAGAAUCAGAAGUGGGAAAAGGCGUCCUUAUUGGGAAAAGGACUUGCUCAAAAUGCUUGGAUUGGAAAAGAGAUUUGAGCCCAGAGUGCACAAAAACAUCCCUUCCGUGAAUGCAAAACUGAAAGUCAUUAAACAUCUAAUAAGCAUCAAACCAUUAAAGCUACCCCAUGGAAUUCCAUCUGAAGAGGAAAUGUCUGAUACCUUUAUUAAUAGCACCACAGGUGAACUAAUAAUUCGCCGUCGACUAAAACCAGUGGAACAGAAAACAAUUGACUCUUUGUAAUAUGUAUUGAUAUUUUAGAAAAUAAAUGUAACUUUAAACUUGGA
Messenger RNA from Elgaria multicarinata webbii, 650 nucleotides. RefSeq names its product mitochondrial ribosomal protein L30 (gene MRPL30). Gene Ontology annotation, cellular component: large ribosomal subunit; mitochondrion. Lineage: Eukaryota; Metazoa; Chordata; Lepidosauria; Squamata; Anguidae. Gene Ontology annotation, molecular function: structural constituent of ribosome. The record is from RefSeq and is a predicted model, not a curated record. The transcript has 5 exons. Gene Ontology annotation, biological process: translation. The coding region runs from base 46 to 606 and encodes 186 amino acids.